AUGACAUUCAGAAUCGCCCUUAGACCUCUUCGUCCUCUUUCAAGGAGUGUAUCGAUCGCUCGAACCAUUCACUCCACUGCGUUCCGAGCUACCACAGCGGGUUACGGAGAUCCACAAGAUGAAAAAGCAGACAACCACACUCCUACACCAUCCUCAUCAACCGAUCCUAAACCCAAUGGACAAGGUAAAGGUCCUGGGACAACUUCCGGUACUACCGAUCCCGAAGUAAAGAAAGGAAGUGUAGGGAACGCGGGCGGAGAAAAAGGUGCAGGUGAUAAAUCAAAGGAGAACGUUAGCGGACAAGAGGUCAGAGAGACAAAGAAGAUAGGUGAAGAACCAAAGAAGGAAGAGACUGGCGGUGCUGGACCUAUCGGUGGAUAG
This is a messenger RNA of Kwoniella shivajii, 381 nucleotides long. RefSeq lists its product as uncharacterized. The record is from RefSeq and is a predicted model, not a curated record. Lineage: Eukaryota; Fungi; Basidiomycota; Tremellomycetes; Tremellales; Cryptococcaceae. The transcript has a single exon. The coding region runs from base 1 to 381 and encodes 126 amino acids.